AUGGCGGAGCGAGGGGCCCACCUCACGGCGGCCUCUGCCCACGAAGACCGGCCCUCCAUCUUCGAGGUGGUCGCCCAGGACAGCCUCAUGUCUGCCCUCAGGCCAGCACUCCAGCAUGCGGUCAAGGUGCUGUCGGACUCGAACCCGGAGCGCUGGGGCUGGCUGUGGCGCGGCUUUGACGAGGCCUUUGCGCUGCUGGAGCUCCUCCUGCAGCACCACUUCCUCUCCCGCCAUGGGGGCUCCUUCGCAGAGAACUUCUACGGCUUGAAGAGGAUCGGCGUGGAUGAUGGCCGCUCCCGUGGCCUGCCUGCCGGGCUGCGGUUGCGCUCGCUGUGCCUGCUGGUGGUGGCGCCCUACCUGGGGGCCAAGCUGGGGCGGCUGGUGGGGCGUCUGCGGGAGGAGCAGGACUACGCCAUCCACCCGCCCUCCUCGCUCCGGGGGCGCCUCUGCCGGGCCGCCCUGGCCACGUAUCCCUUUGCUGCCCUGGCCUGGGAGGCCUGGGUCCUGGCCCAGCAGAUGGGCUAUCUCCUCGGCAAGGCCCAGCACCACUCCCCGCUCCUCCGCAUGGCCGGUGUACGCCUCGUCCGCAUGACCACACAGGACUGGCAGCAGGACAGCAGCGUGAGGAAGUCCAGCAGCCUGUCCCUCUGGCUCUCCACGGGCCUCUCGGUCGGGGUCUUCUUCCUCCAGUUCCUGGAGUGGUGGCACUCCCCUGAGAACCAGGAGUCCCUCCGGAGCUUGACCGCCCUCCCUCCGCCCCCACCGCCCCUCCACCUGGACCUGGACUCCCCUCCCUCGAUGCUGCCAGCCCUCCGGACGCUCUGCCCACUCUGCCGCAAGGUCCGGGCCAACGAGGCCGCCCUCUCCACCUCUGGCUUUGUCUUCUGCUACCGCUGCGCUCAUGCUUACCUGAAGGCCCACCAACGCUGCCCCAUCACCGGGUACCCGUCCCACACCCGGCACCUGGUCAAGCUCUACGCCAAGGAGGAGCGCUGAGGGCCACCUGCCUUCCAUCACUUCCUCAGGAAGCCUUCAAACUUGGAAAAGGAACUUCUUUGGGGCUUCCAUCUUGGGAGUUGGACCCUGACACUGGUCCCAAGGAGUUGUGGGAUUCCAUGACUUCCCUCCCAAACAAUCGUGGCAUUCCAUUACUUCCUUCAGCAGUCUCCCAAGAGUUAUGGGAUUCCGUACUUUCCUUCAGAAACUUUCAGACUUUGAAAAGGAACUUCUUGGGGGUUGCCAUCUUGGGAAUUGAACCCUAACAUGGGACCCAAGGAGUUAUGGGAUUCCAUGACUUCCCUUCCAAACAAUCGUGCCAUUCUAUCAUUUCCUUCAGAAGUCUCCCAAGAGUUUUGGAAUUCUGUAAGUUCCUUCAGAAGCCUACCAAAGAGUUAUGGGGUUCCAUCACUACCUUCAAUGGUCUCCCAAGAGUUAUGGCAUUCCAUAAAAUCCUCCGGAGGUUUUCCAAGAGUUAUGAGAUUCCUUUUAAGGUCUCCCAAUUCCAUAACUUCUCUCCCAAACAAUCAUGGCAUUCCAUCACUCCCUUCAGCAGUCUCCCAAGAGUUAUGGGGUUCUGUAAGUUCCUUCAGAAGCCUUCAGAACUUCUUUCAGGCUGCCAUCUUGUCCCAAAGAGUUAUAGGAUUCCAUGACUUCCUCCAAGCUGGGAAUAGGAACUUCCUUUGGGCUCCUGCCUUGGAGUA
Molecule: messenger RNA, 1700 nt
Organism: Anolis sagrei ordinatus
Lineage: Eukaryota; Metazoa; Chordata; Lepidosauria; Squamata; Anolidae
Gene: PEX12
Product: peroxisomal biogenesis factor 12
Biological process (GO): protein import into peroxisome matrix; protein monoubiquitination
Cellular component (GO): peroxisomal importomer complex; peroxisomal membrane
Molecular function (GO): protein binding; zinc ion binding; ubiquitin-protein transferase activity
Source: RefSeq, a predicted model, not a curated record